CGUACUUCUGUAUUGUGCACUGCACUGUAUCGCGUGGCCACCAUUAUUGGAAACCGGCGUUUAUGUUUUCAUUCAAUGACGAUCACUGCGGUGUGGCCAGCAACGAGUUAACAUAAUCCUGUAAAAUAAGCAUCACCAUGGCCGAUAACAAGGAUUGUGACGAUGACAAGAUCUACGGCGGCUGUGAAGGGCCUGAUGCCAUGUACGUCAAACUGGUAUCGUCAGAUGGUCAUGAAUUCAUUGUGAAAAGAGAUCAUGCACUCACAUCAGGCACCAUCAAAGCUAUGUUGAGUGGACCAGGACAAUUUGCUGAAAACGAAACAAAUGAAGUACAUUUCAAAGAGAUCCCAUCCCAUGUGUUGUGCAAGGUUUGCAUGUACUUCACAUACAAAGUACGCUACACCAACAGCUCCACGGAAAUCCCAGAAUUCCCCAUUCAAGCAGAGAUUGCCCUGGAACUCCUCAUGGCCGCCAACUUCCUGGACUGCUAGGUCAGAGGUCACAUCUCUCAAGGCGAGCGGACGGACUGGAUAGAUCAACGGAACAACUUCUUCUCUGUUUUUGAGUUGUUGUGUCAGCAUCUAUAGGCCUACUGCAUGGUAUAUAAAUAUUUUACAGAUUGGCCAAAUUAGGAUUGAUGCAAACAGGUAAAUUAAAGGAGAAUGAAACCCUUGAAACCAGCUGAAUCCAUAUCAAAGAGAAAAAUCAAAGGAACACAUUGUUGAAAGUUUGAGGAAGAUUGAAUGAAUAAUAAGAAAGUUAUGAGCAUUUGAAUAUUGAGAUCACUAGUGCCAUGUAGAUCCUCCUAUCGGCAAUGCGACCAAGAUCUGUGAUAUCACACACGUACAACUCCCUCAUUACUUUAGUACUUAUUUCACUUAUAUUCUCACUUUUAUAGAGUCUAUCACAAGGUGAGGUGUUCUCUUUAUGAGAUGACAAGUACAGAGGUUUCACAACAUUAUAUCAUUGAUGAAUCGUUUGUCAUAUGAUUAGAAUGAGCAAAAAGAAAUGUUUUGGGGUAUAUUUUCAGUGUCCAAAUGGGAGAGUUGUACGUGUGUGACAUCACAGAUCUUGGUCGCAUUGCCAAUGGGAGGAUCUCCAUAGCAUUAGUGAUCUCGACAUUCAAAUGCUCAUAACUCUUCUAUUGCUAGUCCUAUUUUACUCAAACUUUUGUUGAUCUUAUUCUUUGAUUUUUCUGCUUUCACAAAAGCUAACUUGCUCCAAGAGUUUCAUUCUCCUUUAAGAGCCGAAUAUUCAGAGAGUUAAUGUAUCACACAUUUGCAUCUAUUUUACAUAUAAUGUAAUACCGCAUAGAAUUCAUGACUCAUAAAUGCAUGAAGUUACAUAUCAUAGGCCAGUUAUAUUGCAGUCCUAUGAUCCUAUAUAUUCUGAGGAAUAAGGGGGACUGGUUCGCCAAUAUUUUACAAACUUGUAUAGUUUUUUAUUCAAAUACAGUGAUGAUAUAAUAAAAACAUAUAAAUAAUCUGCAUUUUUUAGUGGCACCAUAAAGUGAAAGUGCCAGUCUUUUAGUAAAAGCCUGUUUUGUAUGGCUAUCGAGAUAAUCAGUUGAAUUUACAAAUUUUAAGAGCAGUUCUGAGUCUAGCAUUGAAGAAUUUCAGCUUUAAAGGGCGGGAAGAGUGGUGGGUCAAUGAACAAAAUAUACAUGUAGAAGGUUCUGAAAUUAUACCAUUUAACUGGGUUCUGUCAAAUAAUUUGAUUAAUUGAAAUAAUCAGAGGUUGAUUCAUACAAGAUAGACUGUAUUUCAUAGCUUGAAAUCUUGUCAAAGUAGGAGAGCGUUAUAAGAAGUUUUCCAUAGGUAACUUUAAUGUUGUAUGCAGUACAUACAGUGUAUACACAUAUGUGAUUUACUCCAUAUUUUGGGUGGUUAGAAUGUUCUUGUUUUGUUUUCCUAUAAAGCCAUGUUUACUAAAAAAAUAAUAUCUACAUGUAUGUUUAUUAAUCAGAUACAAACCAGGGCUCAUGAGUAUAUUAACUGCUUACUGGCAGUGCUAUAUGUACUGUAAACAAAUAGUGACUCUUUUGAUGGGCAAUAUAAGCAAAUAAUAUCCAUUGGAGAAGGUGAUGUGACAAAUUAUAACCUCAAAGGUGGGCUAGGUGUAGCUGUCCAUCUGGAGCUAUAAUGCUGAGCAUUGAAAGCCAGAAUCUCAUUGCUGUAUCUCAUCUACCGGUAAUCGACAGAAACCUAAUGUGAUUAAUUGCCUUACGUAUUACAUCCAGCUUGUUUUCAAAAUGUCUAUUCAUUUUAAUCUUGAAAUACAUGUACAUAUAACUUUACUUGGUCACCCGGUCUGCAUUUUUAUGUACUGCAAAGAGUCCUAUAGUAAAUUUCAUAUACAGUCAAUGAUCAGUUGAUAAGAAGACAAUCUUUUUUGUGAAAUUCAAAGUGUCUUGCAUUUAGCUAGUCAAAACUACUUAUUCAUCACAUUUUUUAAAAUUAGAGAUAGAAAUAUUUUUUCUUCAAAAUCAAAUGUAAAAAUUGCAAACUCCAGAACCCCAAAGAUUAACAAUCUUGAUGUUAGUUUCGCAUCAAGAUUCUUGCCCAAAUUUUCAUGUAGUGUAGGUGUGUUAAUAGUAUUAAAGAAUGUACAUAAUGGUGAAUGAUGAUAACUUGAUGUGCAUUAUUAUAUUGUAUACAUUAGAAGUUUGUUAUAUUUGACAUGAAAUUCAGAGGUGAUCUGUUCAGAAGAAUACACAAAUGUAAAUCUGUUAAAUACUCUGUCUUUGCCACAGCGGAUUUGUAGUGAAAAAUUCUUCCAUAGUCCCAUGCAUGUUAGUUUGUGUGAUAAAGCAUGCUUAAUUCAACCUACAUGUAAAACUGCUUUUAUCCAUAAUGUUUAUGGGCUGUAUUUGAGCUAACAUGGUAAUUGGUAAUGCUAAGCUGUGAAAUCAACCAUAUCAUGUGAAAAUGAAAUGUUUCUCUUAAUUUCAAAGUGGUAUUUCAUGGACAUCUCCAAAUAACAAAGCAGUUUAGUAUCAAAAGAAAGGGGGGGGG
Lytechinus pictus (painted urchin) is the source of this 3014-nucleotide messenger RNA. RefSeq names its product elongin-C. Gene Ontology annotation, molecular function: protein-macromolecule adaptor activity. The transcript has 4 exons. Gene Ontology annotation, cellular component: elongin complex. Bases 138 to 491 code for a protein of 117 amino acids. Gene Ontology annotation, biological process: ubiquitin-dependent protein catabolic process. NCBI's taxonomy places the organism in Eukaryota, Metazoa, Echinodermata, Echinoidea, Temnopleuroida, Toxopneustidae. The record is from RefSeq and is a predicted model, not a curated record.